GCCCUAUUUUCGGCAAUUUCAAGUUUUUUUAGAGAAUGAAGAUGCUAUUUUCCCCCAUUAAAAUUGUGUACGAAAAUCGAGUGGCAAAGUAGAUAGGAAGUUGAGAGGGACGACAAUGGCGAAACCUUCUUCUUCAGCAAUUCCUCCGUUAAUCCUUGAGUCGCCGACGAUUCAGAUAAAGGAUAUGUCUGAAGAGGACUUACACGGAACUAUAACAAUGCUCAAUGGAUUGACCGGCUCCGGCCAAAUUCCGGACGAUUGUAACACCAAGAGCUUCUAUUCCGACAUCACUCGCGGCCAUCUCCGGCAGCUCCGCCUCGAACGAGGCCAUCUCACCUACCUCCUCACCGUCAAACCUGCCGUAUCAAAUAUUUAUGGCUUUUUACAUGGAGGAUUUGUUGCUGCGGCUGCUGAGUUCUUAUCAAUUGCUUGUGCAAGAACUGUCGUGGGUCCUGAUAAGGAAUUAUUUAUUGGGGAACUGAGCAUUUCUUUUCUCUCUGGCGCUCCAGGAAAUGCAGAGGUUGUAGUAGAUGCUUCUGUUUUAAGGAGUGGAAGAAGUUUGAGUGUAGUUGGUGUAGAGUUUAGACUUCAAAAGACAGGAAAGUUGGUCUACACAGCUCGUUCUACCCUUUAUAACAUGCCAAUGGCAAAGCUAUAGAAAUCUUUGGUUCUAAGAUGAAAAUUUGAUAGCCAUCUAAAUAUUCCCCAAUAUUCUGAGUUUUCAUUCGAGUCGCAUAGUCGUCUUGAAUAUAUCUACUUGUGUGAUGUUGAAAAGAGUAGGAAAAUGUAUGGAUUAUACACUUGAUUAUCCUUGUAUAACAUAUGCAAGUUAUAGAAAAUAGCAUAGUUGGUAUAGUUAUAGCAA
This is a messenger RNA of Benincasa hispida (wax gourd), 865 nucleotides long. RefSeq names its product Thioesterase superfamily protein. Gene Ontology annotation, molecular function: fatty acyl-CoA hydrolase activity. NCBI's taxonomy places the organism in Eukaryota, Viridiplantae, Streptophyta, Magnoliopsida, Cucurbitales, Cucurbitaceae. The record is from RefSeq and is a predicted model, not a curated record.